Messenger RNA from Juglans microcarpa x Juglans regia, 2425 nucleotides. RefSeq lists its product as uncharacterized. The transcript has 4 exons. Bases 1387 to 1776 code for a protein of 129 amino acids. The record is from RefSeq and is a predicted model, not a curated record. NCBI's taxonomy places the organism in Eukaryota, Viridiplantae, Streptophyta, Magnoliopsida, Fagales, Juglandaceae.
CAUAAACCCAUGUAGUAUUUGACUGUACACGUAUAUGUAUAUGCGCGUGUUUAUUUCUUUUGCUUCCAUUUUUUUCCUCCGCUGCAACUAAAUGUAGGGAUGGGAAUGCAAACUGUGACGUGGUUUUAUUUUCCACCCAGUGUGGAACUUAUUCUAUUUUUUUUCAAUAGACUGUUCAAAAACCGUAAUUGUGUCAUAUGUACUGUGGACAAUGUUAGAUGAUGAUUUAGCCUGUAUAUUAAAACUAAUGUUCAACCAUAUUACUUCUCAUGAAUGUUUCAUUCCUUUAUUUCAAUCUUUACAAUUUACUAAUUUUUUUGAUAAGUAAAUGAUAUUAUUGAAAAGAAUAGGCAAAACUCAAGUACACAAGAUGUUAUACAAGAGACAAAGACCUAUAUAAGUCGCAGAAGUGAGAACAAGAAAAUCAUGUAAAUUAAGGCCAUUGCAAUUUACUAAUUAGCCAUCCACUCAGUGCUCUCUUUUCUCGAACAUAUCUCUGCCCCUUGGAUCUUUACAGAACGUAUCAACCGUAGUUAUAGAUACUUUCAUCAUUGGUUAACUCAUUUUGUUAGUUUGAAGUAUCAUACUGCUUCUGAAUAUGAUGGUGUGAAUAUGAUGGUGUUAGCAUCAUCGUAUAAGAUCUCGGAGUAGUUUACAGGUCAUUGGUUAGUCAGUUUUCUGAUUGCUUAUUUUGAUGCUUAAUAUCAACUUUAUAUACUCACAGAAAUUCUUAAGCGGGACCCAAGCUCUAGCCCAAAUAUCUCAAGGGAUGACCCUGUGAAAGUCUCUGAACAUUGAUCAAGAAGGAAGGAUGAUGGGAGGGAAUUAGAAAGGAAUUCUAGGAGAAGCUACAGUAGAAGUGGCGAAUCUUAUAGACACUCUGAUAGACAGUCCUCUAGUCCCAUGGAUACUCUAGGCAUGAUAACUACGUACAUGUCAAGCAUGCGAACGAAGAGGAGAGAAACUAUAAAAGGUUAUCCUCCGGUUCUGGUCGAGAGGCAAAGGGUGUCAGUAAUUCUGAGCACACAGUAAAAGAAAGCGAGCAGAGUAGGUUGAGAGAUUAUUUGAGAAAGUUGGACAAAUAUUCCCGAGAUAAAUAUGAUGGGCAUAGGAGCAAUGACAAGGAUAGAGAAGCCUCAUCCCUAGAACACCAGAAAUAUAGAGAGGAUUCAUCACCUGAUAGAGCUGGAUCUGGUUGGAGACAUGCUCCUUCUGAAGGGUUUGAGAGGGGUAGGUAUAUGAGGGGGAGUGAUGGUCGAGAUGAGAAGCGGGAUUAUCAUAGAAGUUCAGGAGAUUACAGAGGUGACAGACAUUCCUAUGAAGAGACCUGGGUGCAUUGAAAUGGCUCGACUUCAGGAGGGAAUAGUGGUAACCAUCAUCUGAGAGAUGCUUAUAAGAGUGACUCAAAUGGAUUUGGUUGGUCAGAGGCUUUCUAAAGAAGAAAAGAAGAAAAAUGUUGACCGAGAAACUAAGAGAUAUAAGGGUCAGUGCAUUAGUGAAUCAACAAAGCUUGUUGAAGAUAAGUUUGCUUCUGUGACUGAAAAGCAAGAAUUUCCAGCAAAAAAACCGAAGCUGCAUAGUCUAGACGAGGACGUGGAAUACGGGAAAGAUGUCAAUCCAGUUUCAAAGUUUUUGUCUGUAGCUGAGGAUGCUGCAGUGACUCCUGGACAGGGCCAGGCCAGUGACUCCAAUACUGCUAAUGAUCUAAAUGCUGCAAAAGUUGCUGCAAUGAAAGCUGCUGUAUUAGCCUCUGUAAGCAGAAUAUUGUUUAUCUGAGAAGGAUAUCAAAGGAAGAGAGAGAGAGAGAGAGAGAGAGAGAGAACCAAAUGGAGCUUUUGGCAAUUAGACAAUUUUUUAAAUGGUGUAUUGAAUUGUAGCCGUAUAGUUUUUUUUUUUUUUUUUUUUUUUUUAAUGUAUUGGCAUGCUUGCCAAUGUGAUGCAAAGAGGAUGUCACUAUAAAGUGGAAGAUGCUUCUAGAGAUCUGCUAAAAUAUCAUGUUUAGAAUAUAGCUUAGUUAGCAUCUAGGACAAUUACUAGUUAAACUAGGCGAGUCGUAAAGGCUGCCUUAGCUAUAAUAUGUUCUCUGAAUGAACGUAAUUGCUUUGGUCAGUUCUGAGUCUAACUGGUUGCAUUCUUUCUUGUGAUUGUUGGACUUCUAUAACAACUACCCUGUUCAAUCUACUACCAGUUAAUUGGCAGUUAGACAUGAUUUCAUCUCAAUUCUGGAUUGGAAUAAGCUGAGCGUUCUGCAUACUCAUUUGGGAGCUUUCUAGCAUGUGACAGUGAAUAGGAACUGGUUGGAGUUGGAAGUUGCAUGAUUACUGACCAAAAGAAGAAGCUGCUGUGGGGAAACAAAAAGAAUACAACUGCUGAAGAGUCUGGGCACCAUUGAGAUACAGCACUAUUUUCUGAUCGUGAAAGACAA